This is a messenger RNA of Nomia melanderi (Alkali bee), 1816 nucleotides long. The record is from RefSeq and is a predicted model, not a curated record. Lineage: Eukaryota; Metazoa; Arthropoda; Insecta; Hymenoptera; Halictidae.
ACUUCCAUGAAUGAUUGGUAUUUAAUUAAUUUGUUUCUAAAGUAGUAACGCGAAUGUUCAUGGUGUAACAACUAGCAUAAUUUGUGAAGAAAAUUGUUGCAUCACAAAAGUUGUUAUUCCUGUAUUUUUUUCGUUCAUUAAUUUAAUUACACUUUACAAGAAACAUAUUGUUGGACGAUUAAAUAUGGAUCAAAGUUUAUUAAAAGAAAUUCAUUAUUUAACAAGUUUAAUAGAACACCAUAAAAAGAAAUCUAUAGAAAAAUCUUGUUGCGUGAAAGAAACUUUUUUGAAUCCACAUUUAGGUUUUACAAAAUCUUUGAACUAUACAAAUUUAGUUCAUAAAUAUCAACCAUCUUACAGUAAUCAUAAUAAUACUUCACACAACGAAGUAACAACUACUAAUGUAUACAUUAAUCCAAACUUUAAACCUCAAAAUUCUUCCAUACAUAUCAAUCCAAGGUUACAAGAAACAUCUUUAGUACAUGUUAAUCCAAAAAUGAUGAAAAGCGUUAUUAAUUCUAAUAAAAAUGUGAAAACUGAUUCUAUAAGCAAAGCAACAAGUACUGAAGAUAAUUUCUUACAAAAUCAAAAUUCCUUAAAGAAAUCGGUGCACGUAAAUCCAAAAUUAAUGAAAAAGUUGUCUUCCUCAAUACAGCCUAAAUCAGUUAAACCUGAAGAAACAGUAAUACAAAAUGUUAAUCAUCCAGUUUGUUCAAGAUUAAAAUUGGUUAAAAAUGUGACUUCCUUAAAAAAUAUCCAUAGCCCUAGGAAAACUAAUAAUUCUAAUAUUGUACUCUUAUCUCAAAGAAAACUUGUACGUGUAAGACGGAAUUCAAAAAAGUCCUUAAGCACUCCUCAAACAGAAUUUCACAAAAUUAAGAAAUCAUUGAAUGUGAUAAAAAAUAUUAAAUUUUCUUCCUACAAAACUGUUAAAACAAAAACAGGUUUAUUACAAUCAGUUAACAAAGAUGCAAGUUCUACAAAAUCACUGACUGUGAAAUCUAAGAUAAAUAAAUACAGAAUAGACAGAACUGUACCGAAAACUAUAAGCAUUAAAGAGCACUCGAACCAAACACAGAAAAAAGUCAUGAAUAAAAAAAUGGAAUUAAUUACAAUUGGAGGAAUUGUCUAUAAAUCUUCCAAAAAUCAGUUAGUACGUAAAAGCUAUGGAGUAAAAAAAAAACGUAUAACGAACAUAAAAAGUGAUAAAUUUAUUGUAGCUACAAAUGGGAAAAAGUUAUGUAGGAUAAAACCAUUAAAAGAAACAUUAGAAAAUUCCAGAAUGAAAAUACUUAACAAAACUAAUGGCACAAAACUUUCGUCUAAUUUGUCACAGAAGAUUAAUUAUAAAACCAACAUUAGUAAUAAAGUUAAACAGAGAAGUAUACAAAUAUUACGUAAUAAAAUGCAGAAAAACAAUCAGCCGUGUUUAAUAUUUCAACGAUUUGGAUACUGUUCGAAUCAUGAAAAAGGAAUUUGUCUAAAACGUCAUGAUAAAAAGCAAAUUUCCCUUUGCAAAAAAUUUCUUCAAGGAAAUUGUUUAUUGGAUAAAUGUCCAUUAUCUCAUGAUGUAGGCCCUGAAAAGAUGCCAACUUGUAAAUAUUUUUUAGAAGGUUGUUGUACCAGAGAUGGUUGUCCUUAUCGCCAUAUUAAAGUUUCUUCCAGUACUCCAAUUUGCAGGGAAUUUUUGCAAGGAUAUUGUGCUAAAGGACAAGAGGUAGUAUUAACAUUCAUCUAUAUUAUCAUUUAUAGUAAAGAAUUUUCACGUGUACAUGAUAACAAUUUCUAUUAUUUUGUAUAAAUAACUCAUUUAAUC